Messenger RNA from Lasiosphaeria miniovina, 2601 nucleotides. RefSeq names its product WD40-repeat-containing domain protein. NCBI's taxonomy places the organism in Eukaryota, Fungi, Ascomycota, Sordariomycetes, Sordariales, Lasiosphaeriaceae. Bases 290 to 2260 code for a protein of 656 amino acids. Gene Ontology annotation, molecular function: protein binding. The transcript has 4 exons. The record is from RefSeq and is a predicted model, not a curated record.
CCAUCAAUCGAUCAAUCGCCGCCGCCCACUCAACGAGAGAGCAGGACAGAAGGUAGCACAAGCGCAUGCAGCUCGGCUCGACCUCGCCUGUCGCGUGUGGCUUGCACAGCUACCAGAUCCCCAAAGCGUAAGCCAGACGAACGACGUUGGAUUGACUAUCGAAUACCACAUUGCCAUCGCACAAGCAACAUCGCCCACGACAACGCACGAAUCCUGCAACUUGCCGCCUCGACAAACUUGGAAAGCUCAGACUUAAGCGAGGGUCGGGACAAGUUAGAGGUGCCGACGGAUGGCCGGCUCCGGGCACCAGAAUGCCUUCCAGGACUCCCCACCUGAAGACGAGUCUUCCGUCAUCUCUACGCGAGGGCUCGAGGCCUUUGGUCGCAAAGUGACGACGACCGCAAGCCAUCUAAUAGGCCCACUCGCCGAUCCAGCCUCGCACCCCCACUACCAGACCGCUAUGAGCGAGGUACAUAAACAGCUGCGGAGGCCAGCACUCCAGCGCAGCGUGUUCUCCCUCGCGCGCACGACUCCGACAGACCUGGUGCGGUCAAGGCUCUCGUCCAAGGAGAUCCAGUCGCGAGCCUUGUCCUAUGUCCCCGAGGAGAUGCUGAGGAAUAUACCCGAUGAAGAAAACGCCUACUCGCUGUUCCAGGGCUUCCAGGCCACCUUCCCCGACUUUGCCGACGAUGGCAAGAAGCACAAGCGACGAGCCUCGCGGGGGAGGAAGCUCCUCGACGAGAUCCCGACGCACGUUGACAGCCCCCACGCGGUGCAGAAGCUCAGGAAGGAGAAGGCGUCCAUGAUGCACAAGCUCGAGAUGUUCAGCGUCCGCAAGAAUAUGGCUAGCAGCGAGAUUCGCGAGAUCGACAACAAGAUAACUAACCUUCAGGGCAUGCGCAAGAUCAUCCUCGACAGGCUAGCAAGUCUGGAGCAGGAAGAGGCACUACUAGAGCACGAAAUUGUCGACGUUGAGGGCAGGUUAGAAGAGGCCCAGGACCUCGCCGAUGAAGCGGAGUCGGCAGCGAUGCAGACACCGACAAAGUCUGACGAUGACCUCGAGUCCGAGCACGGCGACGUGGUAGGCUUCAUGUCACAGUCAGUGUACGAGAAACUCCCUUCGGCAAGCAGCACGCCAUCCCGGGGCAAAAAACCGCGAAACAUCCGCCGGAAAUCCAUGCCCAUUCUUCAUGAGCACUUCAAGCCAGGCACCAUGAUUCGCUCGGUUCGCGCGCACCAGGACAGCAUCACGGCUCUUGAUUUUGAUGCCCCCUUUGGGCUGAUGGUUUCCGCGGCUAUGGAUGAUUCGGUCCGGGUCUGGGAUCUGAACGCGGGGCGCUGCAUCGGCCUACUCGAGGGACACACGGCGUCGGUCCGCACUCUCCAAGUCGAAGAUAACUUCCUAGCUACGGGGUCUAUGGACGCAACUAUUCGGCUGUGGGACCUCGGUAAGGCGCAUUACGACCCGCAAGGCAGCCAGUUUGGCAAGGACGACGAGGACGACGGUAUUGCGUUUGGCCACCCGGACGAUCAACCGGUGGACCCACCAGCUGGCAGCAUGAGCGACUGUCCCCUUUUCACAUUGCAGGCUCACCUUGACGAGAUCACGGCAUUGCACUUCAGGGGCGACGUCCUGGUUUCCGGUUCGGCCGACAAAACACUCCGGCAGUGGGAUCUCGAAAAGGGUCGCUGCGUGCAGACGCUGGAUGUCAUGUGGGCAUCGGCCCAAGCCUCGGUUCUGUCGGCAGGCGACAGCACCUGGAGGCAGACCAGCCGCGCAACAGACGCGUCGGCGGACUUUGUUGGCGCGUUGCAGGUGUUUGAGUCGGCUCUGGCGUGCGGCACUGCCGACGGCAUGGUGAGGCUCUGGGAUCUGCGCAGCGGGCAAGUCCAUCGCAGUUUGGUGGGCCACACCGGGCCAGUGACGUGCCUUCAGUUUGACGACAUCCAUCUAGUGACGGGAAGUCUCGACAGGAGCAUACGGAUAUGGGACCUACGGACUGGGUCAAUCUACGACGCCUAUGCAUAUGACCAUCCCAUUACGAGCAUGAUGUUCGAUACACGCAGAAUAGUCUGCGCAGCCGGGGAAGACGUGGUCAAGGUAUACGAUAAGGUUGAGGGACGGCACUGGGAGUGCGGCGCCGGCAUUGCCGAGGCAGAAGAGGGCAAGACGCCAGCGAUUGUAGAGCGGGUUCGCAUAAAGGACGGAUAUAUGGUAGAGGGCCGUCGGGACGGUGUUGUGGGGGCUUGGACAUGUUAGAUGUGUGUGUUUGUGUACGUGUAAAAUACAAAAAAGUGCAGCCGGCUCGCGGCAGGUUCCAGUAUUAGCGUGUACGGCUGCAUCUGCCUUGUCUAGGUGUGGGUGUGACUGCGUGUCAUCCAAUUCGUGGUAUUGCCAAGAACUGAAUGUUCAAUUCACACAAAUCACUUAGGUAAGGUUCUCAUCAGCAAACGAACCUCAUCCACAAAGCAGCCGCCCCAGAUGAUCGAGCAAGCAUUCAAGGUCUAGCCAAGCCUUAGGGGCAUGCAAGAACAUCGGACAUAAUCGACCAAGCUGCAGAAGCUCGAAUAGCUCUGCCGAGUGGGGGAGAAAGGGGGGUA